GCGCGGCCCGGGGGGGGGCGGGCGGUGGAGCCGCCCCUGCGCGGAGCUCUGCGCGCAUCCGUCCGUCCCCUCCCGUCAGCGCUGCAUCCCCCAGCGAACAUUCCAUCCCUCCCGCAUUCCCCAGCGAACAUUCCAUCCCCUCCGAGCAUCCUUCCGUCCCCUCCCGCGAGCUCUGCAUCCCACAGCAAACAUUCCAUCCCCUCCCGCGCAUCCUUCCAUCCCCCUGCGCACCUGCCAUCCCCUCCCGCGCAUCCUUCCGCGCACUCCUUCAACCCCCGCUCCCUCUCCAUCCAUCUCCCAAGCACUCCUCUGCUCCUCCGCGCAUCUCUCCGAGCAUCCCUCCGCGCAUUCCUCCAUCCCUCUGCUCACUCCUCCACUCUCCGCGCACUUCUCCGUCCCUCCUCCAUCACUCCGUCCCUCCGAGCACUCCUCCUCAUAUUCCUCCAUCCCUCCUCCAUCCCUCCUCCAUCCGUCCCCGCACCCUGCGCCCAUCCCCGGCCGCCGGUGCCGCUCCUGCGGGGGAUGGCGGAGCGGCCGCGCUUCCUCUGCGGCGUGGUGGAAGGUUUCUAUGGGAGACCCUGGUCAAUGGAUCAGAGGAAACUUCUCUUUCAAUGGCUGCAGCAGCGGGGGCUGAACUGCUACAUGUAUGCACCCAAGGAUGAGCUGAAGCACCGGCUGCUCUGGAGAGAGCCCUACACAGAGCAUGAGGCAGCCCGCAUGCAAUCUCUCAUCGGGGCUGCCCAGGAACGGGGCGUGGAGUUUAUUUUCGCCAUUUCUGCCGGCCAGGACAUGGUGUUUUCCAGCGCUGGGGAUCGCCUCCUGCUGCAGCAAAAACUCAGGCAGGUGGCUGCCCUGGGGUGCCGCUCCUUCGCGCUGCUCUUCGACGACAUCGACCCCUGCAUGUGCCAGGCUGACAGAGAUGUCUUCCCCUCCCUGGCACAGGCUCAGGCCUCUGUGGCCAACCAGGUGUACCAGGAGCUGGGCCAGCCCUCGGUCUUCCUCUUCUGCCCUACAGAGUAUUGCAGCUCACUGUGCUCUCCCAGCCCCAGCCAGUCCUGCUACCUGCAGACCAUUGGGCAGGAGCUGCUCCCAGGGAUCGCUGUCAUCUGGACAGGCCCCAAGGUGGUGUCCCAGGAGCUGUCAGCAGAGCUGCUGGAGGAGGUGGAGGCCGUCCUGAGGCGCCCUCCCGUCAUCUGGGACAACCUCUACGCCAAUGACUACGACUGCAGACGAGUCUUCCUGGGCCCCUACAUGGGCCGAGCUCCUGGCCUCAUGGCCAGGCUCCAAGGGCUGCUCCUCAACCCCAACUGUGAGCUCCAGGCCAACUUCAUCCCCAUCCACACUCUGGGCACCUGGUUUGGGAGCGAGCUGGGGAGCUGUGCCCACCCUGAGCACGCAGGAAUGGAGGGAGCCCUGGGGGACAGCCAAGGAGCUCAGGAUGGAAGCUACAGCCCACAGGAAGCCUUGGAGCUGGCUCUGCAUGACUGGGUGGCUGAGAUAAACCAGCAGGCCUUGGAGCCAGGAGGAAGGACCCCAGGACAGCCCAGUGUCAGCCUCAAGGGAGGACCAAAGCUGCAGUCUGGCACAGCAGGAGAACAGGAGGGCACCCCUGACCCUCAGCCCCACAGCUCUGCUCCUGGUGGGGCAGACCAGCACAGCCCCGAGCCCUGCAGAGAGGCACCAGAGGAGGGGUGCAGGGAGGUGACCUCAGCCAGGACACCCCCGGGCCACCGGCAGAGCCCUACUGGGGACCAGCUCACCACCACAGGGAGCUGUGAGCCCCCCUCUGCUGUGCCCAGCAUGGAUGGGAGUGCCCAGUCUGCAGGAACCACAGAGGCCACCAAGACCCUCCCCAGCCCUACCACGAGCUCCAGCAGUGGGGCCAACACCAGUCAGAACAUCUCCCUGCCCACCAGGGAUGCCAGGACAGGGGAUGGCAGCCCUGUCCACUCUCCCAGCAGCACCCAGCCUGAGGCCAUCAGGACUGAUGUGCCCCAGACACCCCCAGGACCUGGGGAUGGUGCCAGCCCUGGUGCCACAGCCCCACUGGCUGAUGAGGUUGGUGCUGGGCCUGGUCCCAUGGCACCAGUGACCCCAAAGGAGGCUGAAUCUGGCCCCAUGAGCCCCAAAGAUGCCAGAACCAGCCCCACAGCAAAGAUGAUCCCAGAGGAGCCCAGGACCAGCCCCAUGGCAUCAGUGACCCCAAAACAGGCUGAGUCUGGCCCCACGGCCCUCAAGGAGGUCAGGACCAGCCCCACAUCCCAGGUGGCCCCAGAGGAGGCUGAAUCUGGUCCCAUGACCCUUAAUGAGGCCAGGACAAGCUCCACAUCACAGGUAACCCCAAAGAAGGCUGAGUCUGGCCCCACAACCCCCAAGGAGGCUGGGUCUGGCCCCACAUCCCAGGUGACCUCCAAGGAGGCUGUGUCUGGCCCCAUGGCCCUCAAGGAGACCAGGACCAGCCCCACAUCCCAGGUCACCCCAGAGAAGGCCAGGACGAGCCCCACAUCCCAGGUGACCCCAGAGGAAGCCAGGACCAGCCCCACCUCACAGGUGACCCCAGAAGAGGCUGGAUCUGGCCUCACAGCACCAAUGACCCCAGAAGAGGCCGAGCCUGACCCUAUGGCUCCAAUGACCCCAAAGGAGGCCAGACCCCACCCUACAGCACCACUGAUCCCAAAGGAGGCCAGACCCCACCCCACAGCACCCCUGACCCCGGAGGAGGCCGUGCCCAGCCCCACAUCACCCCUGACCCUGGAGGAGGUGCGGAUGCUUGUGGAGCUCUUUUACCUGCCCUACCAGCACGGGGCUCUGGCACAGCAGCUCCUGGAGCACUUUCGGUGGCUGCGAGCCAACAGCCUCAGCGUGGGGAUCCCAGACACAGCUCCUGAUGCCUGUGGGCGCCGUGGGGGCCUCUUUGGAGAGCUGCAGGCAUUGCUGCCCGUGGGGAACAGCUGUGACCUCUUCUACCAUCCACCCCCGCUGUUCCCAUCCAGCCAGCUGUACCUGCUGCGCCCGCUGCUGCCCCUGGACAAGGGAGAGCUUUACCGCAUGUGCCGCGAGAGCCUGGACUGUGAUCCCAAAGUGGCAGAGAUCCUCGUGGCCCACCCGGAUCUCCUCGGUGACAGGCUCCUGGGCAGUUUCCUCAGCCUGAGCCCUGAGUACACCUUUGUGCUGGAGGAUGAGGAUGGCCCCUGUGGCUAUGCAGCCGGAGCACUCCACGCCGAAGGCUUCCUGCAGCAGCGAGACAGCAGCUGGCUGCCAGCCAUCAGGCACAAGUACCCCCCAGAGCUGGGCACAGGGGGGGCAGCUCUGGGACAGGAUGCCCUGGAGGAAGCAGUGCUCUUCUUCCACACAGAGCCCCUGGCAGUGCCCCAGCCCGUGCUGAGGCGUUUCCCCUCCCUGGUACAGCUGGGCACGGCCCCCCGUGUGCUGGAUGUGGGGGCCAGUCGCAGCCUGGCCCUCUGCCUGCUGAGUGCACUCAGGGCCAAUGGCUCACGGGGAGUGUUCUGCCAGGUCAGUGACUCCGACAGACAGCAGCUGAGCUUCUACAGCAAGCUGGGCUUUGUGGCCCUGCCGGUGGCCUGGGGCAGCUCUCCCGGCUCUCAGCUCCUGGGACGACUCCUCUGAUGACAGAGCACAGGGAGGGAAUGCCCCAGGCCAGGCUGAGCCCCCCAUCCCACACAGCAUCAGCCUGGGCAAGCAGGAGCAGAGGGGCACCUGGAGCAGGCCAGGUACACAUGGGAGGGGACAUGGGGGUGAGCAGGAUGUCACUGGGGUGUGUGCAGGGCUGUGAGGUGCCUGGGUAGCAGAGAGCUAUUUCUGCUGCUCAAGGGAUUUGGUCACCUCUGUGCCACCCCAAAUGUUUGCUGGGUACCCUGCAACUUUGCUGGGCAUCCUCAGGCCUGCAGGAGCUCGUGAGCAGUGUUUGGGUUUGUGGUCCUGGGGCACAGCACGGUGCCUUAGUGCCACAGGAGUGUCCCUGUCAUGCAGGCUGGGCUGCCCAGCUCUCUCUAUGCCCUGUGGGCCUUAGACUGGGCAGCUGGUGCUGGGGCUGGCUCUCAGCACUGAGGAUCUGCUUGUCUGUAUGGACUGAUCUGGUAUGGGGUGUGGUGGGGCAGCCUCUAUUUUUGUGCCUGGGGCCUGAGGGAAGCGCUGUCCUUGGCAAUAAAGCGUUUGCUGGGCUCUCA
Molecule: messenger RNA, 4187 nt
Organism: Zonotrichia albicollis (white-throated sparrow)
Lineage: Eukaryota; Metazoa; Chordata; Aves; Passeriformes; Passerellidae
Source: RefSeq, a predicted model, not a curated record